Messenger RNA from Poecilia reticulata (guppy), 1285 nucleotides. Lineage: Eukaryota; Metazoa; Chordata; Actinopteri; Cyprinodontiformes; Poeciliidae. The record is from RefSeq and is a predicted model, not a curated record.
UAAUGAGGCGACCUUAGAUGUUAAAGGUUAAAUUUGAUAUACCAACGUUAAAUUUGAACUAUUUUUUGUUUUAGUCUGAGGAAAUGUUUAAAUGAAUCAUUAAGAAAUCCUUUAGUAAGGAUUUUGCUUUUGUAAAUAUAGGACUAUGKGGUUCUUUGCUGCGUUUGUGUUUCUCCUGUACGCCUUUCAAGAAUCUUAUACAGUGAAAGUGGAGGUUCAAGAGGGUGCAGAAUCUGUUGUGUUGCCCUGCCAGUACAGUCAAGUAUUGGAAGAGAUUGUUACAGUGAAAUGGAGCCGCCRUGACCUUAAUCCCAGUAUUGUCCAUCAAAGACGAGAAGGAGACGACCUGCAAUCACAAAAUCAACUGUUCAGUGGAAGAACAUCAAUGAGAUCUGAUACUCUAGACUCUGGUAACUUCAGCCUUACCCUGAGAAACUUUCAACUUUCUGACGUCGGCAACUACAUCUGCAGCAUGAUUGAUGAAGAAGAAGAAAAAACACURUCAGAAGUUGAACUGCAGCUAAAAGUCUCUCAGGAUUCAUUGACUAAAAAAGUGGAGGUUCAAUGGGUUCAGUCUGUUGUUCUGCCCUGUCAGUACAGCCAACCAUUAGAAGAGAUGGUUACAGUGAAAUGGAGACGUUUUGAUCUCAAUCCCGAUACUGUACAUCAACGGCGAGAAGGAGACGACCUGGAAUCACAAAAUUUGCUUUUCAAAGGACGAACAUYAAUGAGAKCUGAUGCUUUCGACUCUGGUGACUUCAGCCUCACACUGAGUGAACUCCAACUUUCUGACAGUGGAAACUACACCUGCAGCAUCACUGAUGAUGAAGACAAAGAAACAACACUGUCAGAAGUUCAGUUGCAUGUCAAAGGAAUUCCAACUUGGGUCAAAGUUCUCCUGGUUCUACUGGGUUUACUCAUAUUUGCUGUUUCUGUCUGCCUUUUUUAUAUUUUCSGAAAUAAAUUUGGGUCAGCUCGGGCCAAAAUCCUUCUGGGGGUGCUGAUUGUACUGGUUGUUCUUAGUGUUUCUGGAGGCCUUUUAUUUCAUUUUCAACACAAGUUAAAGUCAGAAAUUCCAACUUGGACCAUUCUUGUUGUGUUUCUGUUGUUUUUUUUUACUAUUGAUGUGGGAUUUCUGCUUCACUUUAGACAACAGUACAAUUCARAAACAUCAACUUGUUUCAAAAGCUUYCUUGUUCUKWRGGCUMUGCUGUUACYUGUGUGUCCUACUGUUYUUGUGAGCCUUUUAUUUCAUUUCCGACAUUCUAYAUCAGGAUUGGCUUGA